Symbiodinium necroappetens is the source of this 2811-nucleotide messenger RNA. NCBI's taxonomy places the organism in Eukaryota, Dinophyceae, Suessiales, Symbiodiniaceae. The record is from the annotation of a GenBank genome assembly.
AUGGCCGACUUUUGCAUCUGUUCUUCUGGGGGCGUUAGACCAGGGCGAACUUUCUCUCAGAAAGGUUCGCAACAACAAUCUCGUCUACUGGAGGGGGUUCGAAUCGUUGAGGCGUGCAGCCUGCCGGCAGGUCCCUUUUCCGCAGCGUCGUUGGCUGCCUGCGGGGCUCAGGUCUUGAAGCUUGAGCUGGACCCUUUGCCAGGAGGGAAAUUGAGUGAAGCAGAGCUUUCCCAGCAGUGCAGCGGGGCGGCUUCCAGUUGGUGGAGUUCGGUACCUCAGCCCUUGGCGCUGGACCUGGAGUUGCCCAUGGCCCGGCAGGUCUUGGAGCAGACUCUUGCGGAGUGCGACUGCUUCAUCCACAGCUUCAGGCCUUGUGCUGUUCUAGCUUGUGAAGCAGCUUGUACCAUCCAAGCUGACUCCAUGCUGGCCUUUCGUCCAUUCAUUUGGGUGACACUAUGCCUGGCAUUGGUGCAGGGGGAAUUCCAUACCGAGACUGAAGAGAACUGCACCGAGUGCUCCCUCUCGUUGUUGCAGAGCAGCAUGCAGCGUGCCUCCGGGACUUUGACCGCGGAGGAGAAGCAGAAAAAGCCGGAGGCUGAUAUGGACAGCACUCCGAAGUUGUCAUUGGCGGAGGUCGAUAACGUCGAAUUCCCCAAGGCUGGCCACAACUUGCUGCAGUCCGCCUUCCUGAAAGAUGUUGCAACCGCCAUCCGUGCGAACAAGGCCCAGGCCCGGCUUGCGGAAAGUCCACAGCUCCUCAUCGUCAGUCUGUCAGGUCUCCAGAGCCUCAUGGGCCAGCCGUCUUUGUUCGCAUUCCAGGGCUUCGUGGAGAUGGAGGUGCGAUAUGCGUCCAGAUUGGCCGCACAGUUUUUCUCCGAACUUGCAAGGAUGGCCAGCCCCCGUCCUCCCAGUGCAUAUCCGCCACAGCAGGAUGCCCAGCGAAGCUUCACGCAGCGCAUUGAGCGCAUCCGGGCCGGUGAGCGCUCAGGUGGAGUGCUGUUAAUCGGGGCGCCCCUCUUGCUGAUCCUCCUGUCGAUCCCUGAAGCUCAAGAUGCAAAGUUGAGGUUCAGAGCUGCCCAGUCGGCAGCAAACUCUGAGGUCACCAAGGCGUUGAGAGGGCAGGAAACAGUGGCAUUUUUCCAUCCUUAUGCAAACGCCGGCGGUGGCGGCGAGCGAGUUCUGUGGUGCUGCAUACGAUCUGUGCAGCAAAACCACCCAGGUGUGGCCUGCGUGGUGUACACAGGGGACACGGAUGUGACCGCCGCAGGGUUGCUUGAGACUGCACAGCAACGAUUUGGCUUGACUAUCAAUGCCGCAGGUGUCCAUUUCGUCUUCUUAACCAAGAGGCACUGGGUUGAGGCUUCCUCAUGGCCUCGCUUCACGCUGAUCGGACAGAGCUUGGGCUCGCUGGUCCUCGGCUGGGAGGCAAUCUGCCAAUUCCAGCCAGACGUGUACAUAGACUCCAUGGGCUACGCCUUCACGCUGCCGUUGUUUCGCUUGCUGGGCAGCUGCCGCGUUGGAUGCUACGUUCACUACCCCACCAUUUCGACAGACAUGUUGGAGCAGGUGAGCUCUGGCGUCCAUGUGCAAGGCAUGACACGAAUGGUGGCGCCUUGCACAGGAAGUGAUGCCGUGUGCAAUGAUGCCAUGGUCGCGCGCUCCAGCAUACUUUCCGCGGCGAAGCUGCUGUACUACAAGGCGUUUGCCACGCUAUAUGGGAUGGCCGGGAAAUCUGCAGACGCGAGGGCCUCAAGGCAACGAGUUCAAGAGAUGCUGACGCCAGCACUGCUCAAUCUCAGGUGGUCCUCGUCAACUCUUCUUGGACUCGCGGCCACAUCGACACUUUGUGGGCAGUGCUUGAAGCCUGGCACAGCUUGUGAGAAGUUGAUGUGGGAAGCAUAUGCCAGUGCAGACAUGUCGGUACAUCGAUGCAUCCCGAUCAUCAUGAUGAUCAUCAUGCUGUCAGCUCGAUCUCGACACAUUUCGCCGAGGAGGGUGUGUUUUUUGGGAAAAGCGGGGCACCUCCCGUGGUACAUGGACCCAGAGGACUUCACUGGCAAGCUGGUGCUUUCCCUCGCCCAGUUUCGACCAGAAAAAAACCACGCUCUCCAGCUUCGGUCCUUUGCCAAGUACAGACAGGAGAAGACGGGUCCGGUGCACGGGGAGCUCUUGGAAAAACGGAUCGAGAACGUGGUAAGGAUGUCAGGAGCUCAGGGGCCAUUGGCAUGCCAUAUUCACCUUGUGGGGAGCUUCCCAGCCUGGUGGGCCCAGCGGCCUUGCGCAAAGAGCGUGGUUUGGGCAGGCCGAGACGAUGGCGACCGCCGGCGGGUCGAGGCCUUGCGGAAGCUCUGCGGCGAGUGGCUGGGGUUGCACGAGGAGGGUAAGGAGGGCGCUGGUCGAGAGUGGGAUGUCAGCUUCCGGACCAAUGUGCCCUUGAAGGAGAUGCAAAGCCUGUUGUCUCAAGCGGAUGUGGGUCUUCACACCAUGCGUGACGAGCACUUCGGAAUCUCGGUGGUGGAAUUUAUGGCUGCCGGCGCCGUUGUCAUCGCUCAUAACUCUGCUGGUCCUGCCAUGGAUAUUGUGACACCUCUGGCAGAUGGACGGCGAACCGGUAUGCUCGCAAGCGAUGAUGCGGACUAUGCUCGCAAACUUCGCGAAGCUUUAGACGAGACAAGUACAGACGAUCGGCGCAAGAUCGCUGAGGCUGCUCGAGAGGCAGUCCGAGAUCGCUUCUCACAGGAAGCCUUCGAGGAGAACGUGGCCCAGCGUCUCAUUGCACCGCUGAGGAAGCCUCGGCAAAAAAGCACGUGA